GGACCGGGCCGAGGCAUGGCGCUGCUGCGGGGAAGCUGGGGGGCGCUGAGGGUCCUGGGCCGGCCCGCCGCCCUCCGGGCCCCCGCCGCCGCAGCCGACCGAGGGCUGCUGGAGCCGCCCCCGCCGAGCAGUUCUGUCUGUGGAUUGGAGUGGUUUAUGAAAGACUGUACUUUAUCUAAUGCUCCAAAGAAACCUUGGUCUUCAUACAUUCGUUUUUCAAUGGAACAUCGACCCAUACUCAAAGAACAAAAUCCAGAUUUGAAAAACACAGAGAUAAUUAAGAAGCUUGCUGAAGCUUGGAGGGAGCUUCCAGAAUCACAGAAGAAAGUAUAUAAAGAGGCUACCAACGCAGCUUUAAAAAUAUACAAAGAAGAGGCCUUGAAAUACAGAUCACAGCUCGAUCCUAAUCAGAAAAAAAUUUUAAGAGAAGAGAGCCGUCGAAAAAAGGCUAGAAGGGAAUUAAUAAAGAAAAAAAGAGAAUUAACCAUCUUUGGAAAGCCCAAAAAACCUCGCUCAGGUUAUAACAUUUUUAUUUCUGAACACUUUAAAGAAGCAAAAGGGACUUCAGCACAGCAAAUGAUGAAGAUUUUAAAUGAAGAGUGGAAACAUCUGUCAUCAUCUCGGAAGCAGGUAUAUCUGCAACUUGCCGAAGAUGAUAAAAUUCGUUAUGAAAAUGAAAUUAAAUCGUGGGAAGAAAAAAUGCUUGAAAUUGGACGAGAUGAUCUUUUACGUUUUAGGAAGCUAAAAGCCAAAAUUGGAAAACACCUUGAAGACAUCUAUUGAUGUUUGCUUCUUCGUAGUGAAUAUGAUAAAUACUCACGAACCAAUCAGGUCUCUGUCUAUGCAGGACUGUGGCAAACUUUCUAAGAAUGAUGUUGGCGAACAUUUUGUAUUAAUUUACUUUUUGUUAACAUAUGGACUUCAGACAGUAUGCUGACAUAUUUUGGAUUAGCUCCUAGCUAUGGAUACUCCACUGGCAUAGACUCAGACUGAAUUUAGACAUAUUUGCUUUUGGAACUACUGAAUACCAAAAAAAUUCAUGUAAGUGUAGGAGGGAUUAAUGUUACCUUUAGAUAAAAGUAAAUCAAACUGUGAAAUAUUUUUGAUACUGGAUGAUGACAAGAAAGUAUUCUUGUUUCCUAAUGAGGAAACAAGCAUUUGCUUUUCUCCAAUUGUCUUAAAUUAUAGAAGCCACAGUGGUCUAAGCUAUCACUGUUGUGGAUUUUUAAAGAAUGAGAAACUGACCUAGGUAAAUUUCAGUACCUAGGCAGGUUCUAAUUCCUAGGUAAUACUAGCUCAUAGAGUAUUCAGAGGUGAUGAGUGGACACACAUACAAUUGCUGAUUUCAUUUAUGACUUUUUUAAAAACUACUGAAGGAUUUGUAAAUGUUUCCAUCCAUCCUUUUCUUUGUAAAGUAAAAAGAUUAUGUCAACUCUGUGCACAUUGGUGUUUAUAUCACAGAGAAUAAAAUCUUCUAAUGUAUUCUACCUAAUUUA
Vombatus ursinus (common wombat) is the source of this 1496-nucleotide messenger RNA. RefSeq names its product transcription factor A, mitochondrial (gene TFAM). The record is from RefSeq and is a predicted model, not a curated record. Gene Ontology annotation, molecular function: transcription cis-regulatory region binding. The coding region runs from base 16 to 783 and encodes 255 amino acids. NCBI's taxonomy places the organism in Eukaryota, Metazoa, Chordata, Mammalia, Diprotodontia, Vombatidae. The transcript has 7 exons.